Capsicum annuum is the source of this 2258-nucleotide messenger RNA. RefSeq names its product SKP1-like protein 21. The record is from RefSeq and is a predicted model, not a curated record. Bases 505 to 1551 code for a protein of 348 amino acids. The transcript has 10 exons. Gene Ontology annotation, molecular function: cullin family protein binding. Gene Ontology annotation, biological process: SCF-dependent proteasomal ubiquitin-dependent protein catabolic process. Lineage: Eukaryota; Viridiplantae; Streptophyta; Magnoliopsida; Solanales; Solanaceae. Gene Ontology annotation, cellular component: nucleus; cytoplasm.
UUACGGUUUGAACUGGUGCUCCGGCAAAAAAGAUAUUCCGGCGUAUCUACGGCGAUUUAGCUCACCGUUCGGUCAUACUUCCGUAGUUAACGAACAAGAAGAAGAAGAAGAUAGGCACCAUCAUCAUCAUCAUCUCAAAGAAGAAGAACGCAAAUUGCGUUGAAAUUCGGUGACAGGAACACUAUUGCGGCGACCAAUUUCUACUGCAAAUUGCCGGAAUCCAGCGACUCAAUCAAGUAUAAGGACACAACCUAGCUUCGAUCAGAGCUUCCGAACUGAUGAAACCAUUCUGUUGAAGAUGCAUUUUGUCUUGUUGGAAUUUGGAGAGAGUACUUUGUGAAGUGUUUGCGGUCUUUGUCUGACAAGUGUCUUUUGAAGAGAAGAAAGCUUAGCCUAUAUAUCCAUUCAUUAGCACUUUCGAGUUGGAGUUUGUUUGUCUUUAUUUAGUUUGCAAAGGCCCAUAAGCAAUCUUGCGAGUUUGAUCUCCUACUAUUAGAAGGCCCUAUGGCAGUUGUGAAACCAGAGAUGAAGUCCUACAUUUGGCUCCAAACUGCUGAUGGUUCAAUCCAACAAGUAGAGGAAGAGGUUGCCAUGUAUUGCCCAAUGAUAUGCAGAGAAGUACUUCAAACUGGCAUGGGAUCCUCGAAAAAUUAUGCCAUAUCACUUCCUCAACGAGUCAAUGCUGCUAUUCUGGGCUUAAUACUAGAUUAUUGUCGGUUUCAUCAAGUUGCUGGCCGUUCUAAUAAGGAGCGCAAAAUUUUUGAUGAGAAGUUCAUCCGGUUAGAUACCAAGAAGUUAUGUGAGUUGACAUCUGCUGCUGACAGCCUUCAACUGAGGCCUCUGGUUGACCUUACAAGUCGUGCACUUGCUCGGAUGAUUGAAGGCAAAACACCCGAGGAAAUACGUGAAACUUUCCAUUUACCUGAUGAUCUAACUGAGGAGGAGAAGUUGGAACCUUUGAGAAAUAUGACCGAUGAUCCACGUAUCCGUCUUCUCAAUCGACUCUAUGCAAGGAAAAGGAAAGAAUUAAAAGAAAGAGAGAAAUUAAAGAAUGUCGAGGCAGAAGAAGAGCAGCAUGUGGAUGAACGAUCAGUUGAUGAUCUUCUAUGUUUCAUUAAUGGGGCAGAUGAAGAUUCCAAGUGUGCAAGAGCACCAAAGAGCAAAAAGAAAAACAGGAGGAGAAAAGAACAAGCUAAAAGUUCCUCUACAAAUAAUGAAACUGGAAACCAUAAUCAGGAAUCUAAUUGUCCUACAUCUAGCUGCCUGAAUGGUGAUGUGCCUUCUCCAAGUAAACCUUCUGAGUUGCAAGACUCUGCAUCUGUUAAGUUUUCAUCCAAACUUGACUUUGAUGAUGGCGAUAUUGACGAAGAGUUAGAUCCUGCAAUGAAGGAAGAAAUUGACAGGGAGGUUGAGGAUUUUGCUAGAAGGUUAAACUCUGUUUGGCCAGAACGAAUAGAGGAGAUUUUGUCUUUGGGUCAAGAGAGGAGACCACUAUCUGUGAAUGGGAAUGGUUCCCUGAAGAGAUGUACAGCAGGUUUGGACGGGAGAUGAUGGUUCAAAUGGUGGAUUAUGUAUCUUUUGGAUUCAGUUGGGCUUAACAUGCCAGUUUGUCUGUGUCUUCUGUUUCGACUAAAGACGGUAGAGAUUCAAUGUUCAUUUCUUGUAGAGUUCUUUCGACUUAUCAGAAGAGUUCCUUCUACUUGUUGAGCUGCCAAAGUGACUUCUGAACCGGGGGAAAUGACUUGAUUUGCUGAAGUUUAGGGGAAUUUCGAGAUAGAAGGGAAGUCUCCAUGGUAUGUGGUUUCACGGUAACCACCAUUUCAUUUGUCCGGCUUUUCAGAUACAAGUUCCAAUUUUGCAAAUUUUCUAAAAUCUUAGAUUUGUUUUCCUAUUCUUUAAUAAUUUAGUUCACAUUAAGUUGUCGCAACUUUUCCCUAGUUCUCUUUUUCCCUUCCUGGUUGGGCUUUUCAGUUUAAUGUUUCUUGGGUCUUUUUCCCAAUACGAGCAAUAUAAUAUGAGCAUUAUUGCCAUGAAAUGGCUUAAUGUUCCAUGGUUCUAUGCUUCAAUUCUGUAUCAUUAUGUAAUGUCUCCUUGAGAAGUAAUAUUAGUGUGUAUCCUGUUGUAAAGUUUGUGCCUUGUUCCUGUUCUGUAGAUAGUGCUGUCUUCUCAACUGUAAUAUUUGGUUUACCUGAACAGAAUUUUAGAGCUUGUACUUGAGCAAGCUGCACUUCUAAUUCACUUACAAAUUUGCUUUUUCA